Messenger RNA from Porites evermanni, 4094 nucleotides. The record is from the annotation of a GenBank genome assembly. NCBI's taxonomy places the organism in Eukaryota, Metazoa, Cnidaria, Anthozoa, Scleractinia, Poritidae.
AUGAAAGUUUCACGGUUUUGCUUUGUAGUUUAUCUCCAGCUCUUGUUCCUGUUUGUGGAUUUGUUCAUCAAUUCCUUUGGAGAACUCUUCCGUACGGCUGAUGUCGUUCUCCUCGUGUUGUACAUGUAAGUAAUUUAAAUCCAGUGCCUUUGAAUUUUUUUUGUCCUUGGGUGUUAACGCGCGGGCAUUUCCGAUGAGGAACGUGUUUUCACUCUCGGGUCGAUAAUCGUUCUUAAGUGAUUAGAAUCGUCACUUUUGUCUGAAAGAAGUCAAAAGAUCGCCUGGUUUAUUCUUGAGCUCGUGUGGUUGCCAUUCAAACCACAACGAUUUGCUAAGCACGCCGAUGUUUGACUUGUUAGGAUAACAGCGCCAACUUUGAAAUCUUUAUCAUGAUCAAUUCUUCGCACGCGUAUUGAUUUCAUUAUCUUUUUACAGUAUUCAUUCGUAAGUAUUCCCUUCUUUAUUUUAGGUUUUCCCUCCAUAUCUUGUCGAACUGACAGGAUGAUUAAUGUAGGAAAAUAUAUGAAAAUUUCAACUUUUUUUAAAUAUUCCUCAUACAGCUGUAGAUACAUUAUAUUGCAGUUCAGAGAGAGGUAAUUUACAAUUAUCCCAGCUGGCGACGAUUCCUCGGCACACGUCUUUGCUUUUAUACCUUUCCUCGAUUUGUUUUCUUUAAGUGAAUGCUAUUCUCUAUGCUUAAAUAAAAGGAUUAAACAGAUUUUCCUGACCAGAACGUGCAAAAAUUUAUACAUCCCCUAAAUUCUAAUCUUUGUUUAAUUCUUUUUUGGCAUACAAACAAAAGAUAAAUUUCACUACUCUGUAUACACAUGUAUCAGUAACUUGCUGGCCUUGUCUAUCCCAAUUUACGCAGCAAAUUGGCUUUCCUUGCAAAUAUGCAAUCUUCUUCAACUUUAAAGGAUGACAGCAUUUAUUCUUUUAAAAUCAAUAUUAUUUUUUGAGCUGUAGGUGUACAGGUUCCUAAUCGAAUACUGGUAAAAAGGCUACAAUAUUAUAGUCAACUCUGGCUAAGACAGAUUCUGUUGGGACCAGCAAGAAGUGUUACAUGGAAGGAAAAACGAACAAAACCAUGUCUUUUAAAGUAUUAAUUGGCAUUUAUUCAUUCUGGUUUGACUUUGAAAGCAUGCACAGAUUUUACUUUGUAAAUCCCUUAGGAUUAAGCCUCAUCAUAAGGUUUUUCCUAAGUCUCCAUUUAUGGCCUUAUAUAGUGAAGAUUUUCAUGGUGAUAAUCCCUUUAGCCUUAGACAAUUUUGUUUUGCUGUUUUUGUUCUGUUCAUUAACAAUUGUAUUAGAAUAAAGUAAUCUUUUGAAUUAGACAAUUUAAUGCUACAUGAAUGUAAUUUCACGACUUGAACAUCCAUACCCUGCAUUUCUCUGUUGGAGUAUUUGAUGCCACAAUGCAUCUAAGCUGAUUAUAUGGCUUUAGCUUAAGCACCUAAAUUUGUUCUGGGAUCAGGUAUUCCAUCAGGUAUUGGGAGUCACAAAAUCUAAAAUACAGCGAUCAGGUUUUGAUCUCCCAGAGUUUGCAUACAGUGUACUAUAGUACGGUCUACUAGUUAUCUUCAUUACUCUAUAAAAAUCUAAAUUGCCUACAUACAGCUGUAAGCAGCCUUUGCCUACAUUUUAGAUCCUACAUGUAGGUUUCAACCUUCCUUUCACGUUUCUUUGUCUAGAUCUCCAUCCAAACAGGCAGUCCUUUAUCUUCUUUGUUGCAUAGAUAUUUGUACUCAGACUGUUCAAUAUGACCGUUGCAGUAUUUUGGAGCACACAUUAUAAUUUUGUAAAUCAAGGGAUAUUGUCACUGAUAAAAUUACAGCAGGUUAUCUUUUUUUCAUAUUAAAUUUUGAUAUACCAAAAGUGAAAAUUUUUAUACUUUAUUGUUAUGUAAGUCUUGAUUAAAAAAGUUCCAGUCUAAAAAUUCUUAUUAUUUUUUGUUUGUCACAGUUCUAAAACUGGUUAUUAUCAGCAAGUUUAAUCAAAGCUGCCCUGCAACAUAUCUGUAUUCAUAAUUAAGCAGCUUCACAUAAUUUUACAGUGUGCACUGCAUGUAUAUAGCUGCAAGAUUAAUCAUCCAUAAAAGCUGCACCUGCUGGAAGCCCUUGAUCAUCAUAUUUCAUUACCAGCUGUUUGAGUUUUUGAUUUGUUACAAUGCACACAGUAUGUAAAUCAUCUCCCCCCUAAAUUCUGUGAAAAAAAAAAAAAAUUACGUUGUUCCUGUACAUGGUGGUAUGUACUGUGGCUCUUGAGUACAUUGUAACUUUCUAAUUGUUUUGAUAACUUUAAGUUUCUUUCCUUUACCAAAUGAAUGUAAAGUUUUAAUUAUUAAGUGCGACACCCAUGGCAUUCAUACAGCCAGUUUAAAUGAUGACACAUUGCUGAAAGCUCUUGUUGAUCAUUCUUUUGCAUGUACUUGCAAGAGAAUGUUCACCGUUUUUUGUUUUCCCGUUUUUUAUUGAUGAUAUUUCUAAAUUUCUUUGUUGACAGAAUACAAGACCUGUGCAUUAUCUUUGCUAUCAUUGUGGUAUUUCUGGUGUUUUUUAACACCUACAUAUUUCAAGCUGGAUUGGUGUCUCUUCUAAUAAGGAAGUUCAAGACCACCAUAAUAAUCUCAAUAUUAUACUUAGCACUAUCAGUAGGACUUCAUGUAUGGACAAUGGUAAGUGCCCCCUGAUCUGGGUUUGAAUUAAAUGAAAAAAUAACAUACAAGUUUUUACCAAUUAUGUUCUAAAACAUACAUAUACAAAUUUUGUAUAUGUGUGAAAUAUAGGCUUGCAAUUCUUUUGUAAUAAUAUGCCUGUUUCAGGCUCCAAGAGAGCGAGGAAAGCAGAUCGAGAAAAGUCUCGGAAAAACAACGUGGGGGCUGGGGAGAGAUGGAGUAUUGGAGCCUGUAAGGCUGUAAGCAUUGUUUUUAAUACCUCAUUCUGGUAUACCAACCUCCUGGUAUACCCUAUGAUUGGUCAAUUGUGACAGUUUACUUAAACACUAAUCAUUAAUCAUUUGGUUUUGCGCACACAGAGUCUAACAAACAUUUUGAGCAUAUGAAACCCUCCUUUACUGCACCUGUGACAUUUUGAAAUGGUCACAGGAAGUGGGUUUGGAAGUUGGCGGAUUGAGGCAUUUGAAAAGAUGCUUACCGGCUCUUAAGUUCUCUCUUCCCACCAUUUUUUGCUCAUUCGCUAUUUCACUGCUUGCUCACUUUUUCACUCGUCUGCCCUGACAGAGAGACUGGCACAGGCUAUUUGUAUUCAAAGUUUCAAACAAAAAAUGCUCAAUUUUUACACAUCACUGAAUUUGGAACAUACAGUAAAUAAAGUUUUAAUAAUUCAAUAGUUUUUAUCAUCAUCAAUGAAUAACUGGUAAAUGGUUGUUUGUUACCUCAAGACUCCUGCUUUAUUUUUCAGCCUUGAUUUUCAUGCAUUUACAAUGUACAUGUACUUGUUCAAUAAAUUAUUUUCAUUUUAGACAUUAAAGUGGGGUGCACCUCGGAGGUUUAUCUGGAGUGAAGCAUUUCAAACCCUUUUUGUUUUUCAAAGAGUUGGUGAGUGAAAUUUGUUGUACUGUAAUUUAUAAUACAUAGUUUUCUUGUUUUAUUUGAGUCGUCACCGAACAAAAAUGCUUUCAGUGGUGCUCAAAGGUAUUAUUUUUGUGUGGAGGGGACUAUUCUUUGUGUGAAAAUGUAAUUCUUCUGUACUCAAAGCUCAACAUUUUUCAGAGUUGCCUUUUGGCAAACUAAAAUGAAAACCUGAAAAAGAGAAUUUGGUGGUAAGAAUUAAAAAACACUAUGUGCAAUAGUACAUCAAUGGUAUUAAAAAUGGUGCCCAUAUCACAAUAAUAAUGAAUUUGAAGAGAGACAAACAACCAGGGUAAGAGAGACAAAUUUAUAAAGAAAAUGGAGCAAUAUUGCAUAGUAUUUUGUGCAGAUAUCUCUCUAGCCAGUUCUCACUUGUAUGACUUUUACUCUUUUAGGAGCCGUGUUGUAUUACUACUUCUACAAAAGAACAGCCCUACGAUUAGGUGAUCCAAGGUUCUACAAGGACUCUCAAUGGCUGCGCGAGGAAUUUGCAAGGACUCAUUGA